AUAUUGAUGUUUACAUUAAAAAAUAAAUAUACUCGCGAUCCGUUCGAAACAGCUGAUAACGAUUAUUAUAAUAUUUAUUAAAUUAUUAUAUGCAAUUUUAAUAGUUUAUAUUGUUUAUAUAUUAUUAUGUUCCUGUCGACUAACGAUUUCUCAUAUAAAUAUAUAAUCACAUAUAUCAUGAUGAUAUUAUAAUGUACAGUAAAGUAAACUGUUUUUUUCUAUAGUAAAGUUGUACACAGACACAGUACACCGUCGUUUGUCCAACUCGAAUACUGAAUAGUCUACCUUUACAACUGUCACUGAAUAAAUAUUAAUAUUUUUUUGCGUAACUGCCCGAGUGCCGUAGUGGUGCCAUAGUGGUGCCGUCCGCCGCAUUAUCACUUAGUUAAUAAUAGUAAUAAUAAUAUUCAAUUUAAUCUAAUUUUCAUAUUUAUUUUAUAAUAUUAAAUUAUUAAACCGUAAAGGGUAAUAAAGUAGUUGUACAGUUGCGAUUGUCUGAUAGAUUGCAUGUCCCGAAGUGAUCAAUUUUAUUAUUUUCGUAGUCGUACUGCUGUCAAAUAAUGAUGUGAUAUCAGUUAGCAUUGUCGAAUGUAUAUAAAUUCACUGUAGUUACUAGUUAUCAUAUUAAAAUUCGUCUUGUAGUUUGAGCUAUUAUACUUGUAAGCAGUGACUAUAACAGUAUUAUACACACAAUGUUGGAUUUACAAGAACCAAAGUCUAAAAAACCAGCUGAUACAGCAUUCAAACAACAACGGCUGCCUGCAUGGCAACCAAUUCUAACAGCACGCAAUGUAAUGCCCAUAUUCUUUGCAGUUGCAGCAGCAUUUAUUCCAAUCGGCAUAGGUUUACUAUACCUCACAAAUAUGGUUCAAGAAUUUACUCUUGAUUAUACCCACUGCAAAUCAAUUGAUGAUCCGAAACAGCGAUCUUGUGCAGAUAUCAUUGGUAGCAAUCGCAACAUGUCUUGUCAUUGCAGUAUUCCAUUUAAGUUGGAAGAAGAUUUUGCUCCUAAUGUUUACAUGUACUAUGGAUUAACCAACUAUUAUCAAAACCAUCGGCGUUAUGUAAAAUCAAGGGACGAUUUUCAGUUGCUUGGAAAACUAAGCAAAACUCCAUCUAGUGACUGUGCUCCAUAUGAUUAUCACAACAACAAGCCAAUUGCCCCUUGUGGAGCUAUUGCCAAUUCAUUAUUCAGUGAUAACUUAAUAUUGAUGUACAGUGAACGAAUUGUUCCAUUGCUUCGAACACAAAUUGCUUGGAAAUCUGAUAAAAGUAUCAAAUAUCAUAAUCCAGAACAUUCAGAAGGAAAUUUGAAAGAAGCAUUUAAAGAUUUUGAAAAACCAAUUGACUGGCGUGUUAAUAUAUGGGAAUUGGAUAAGGAAAAUGAAUUGAACAAUGGUUUUGAAAAUGAAGAUUUGAUUGUUUGGAUGCGAACUGCAGCACUUCCAGAUUUUCGUAAACUAUACAGGCGUAUUGAUCAUUCCAAGGAAUUUAAAAAUGGAUUACCUAAAGGACAUUACAAAUUAGUCAUAGAUUAUAAUUAUCCAGUAGCAGGCUUUGGCGGAACAAAAAGUUUGAUACUGUCCAACACUUCAUUUACAGGGGGCAGAAACUUAUUUCUUGGAUAUGCUUAUAUUGUUGUUGGAUGUUGCUGCUUUUUAUUAGGGUUAUUGUUUUUAAUUCUUCAUAUCAAAUAUAAACCCAGUGCGAAUACAGGAGAUAUUUCCGUUGUUUCGCCAUCAACAUCUUAUCAGUGAUUUUAGUAUAGUUUUUUCUUUAUUGAAGAAGUAAUUCCUUGUGUUUUUUGCACGUACAAAAUAUUAAAUUGGGCUGUGCUUCAAUUAGCAACUAAUGAGCUUUAUAAGGCAAUGUGAUAUAUAUAAAAAAAUCAUACUUUAAUUUAUCACAAUUAUAUAAUCACAAUUGACCAAUAUCUAAUUUAUAUUAAAAUGUACUUAUAAGUUAAACUAUAAUAGGAAUUAUUUUAGCAUAAAAUAUAUCUAUAGUAAAUAUUAUAACACCAUAUAACUUAAAUCAGUUGAAUCCGAUUACCAUUAUUAAUUUGUAUUAUUAUGUAUUAAGAAACACUGUCACUGAAAUAAGUCUCGAUAAUUUGUUAAAAUUUGUUAUAAUAAUAAUUUGUUACCUUUAUAAAACAUUGUUGAGCUUUAAACUAUAUAUUUGCACAAUCUUUUAAUGUAAAAUUAAUAGUAAAUAAGAAUUUUAAUUAUGUGUCUAGUCAUAGGGGUUAACAUUUGUUAGCUGUUCAUAAGACUUAAUUUUAGAACAAUAUAAGCUUAAAGCUUAUUUUAUUAUUUGUUUACACUUAAACAUUAAACAAUAAUAUAUUUGUUGAUUUAUUUCUUAUUUUGUAA
Molecule: messenger RNA, 2375 nt
Organism: Acyrthosiphon pisum (pea aphid)
Lineage: Eukaryota; Metazoa; Arthropoda; Insecta; Hemiptera; Aphididae
Gene: CDC50
Product: cell cycle control protein 50A
Exons: 8
Coding region: 693-1757 (354 amino acids)
Cellular component (GO): endoplasmic reticulum; Golgi apparatus; plasma membrane
Source: RefSeq, a predicted model, not a curated record